CCUCUGAUAAAGUAGUCCAACAGUUUCAAAGUUCAGUUGUUGAACAGAAGAGUUGCAGCAACAACAAGAAGACUCUGUUGAAAAAUCAUGGCUCUGUACAGCCGAGUUUCAGGCUCUGUCGGUGUGAUUACUCUGCAGAAUCCUCCCGUCAAUGCACUGAGUGCUGCUGUGAGGCAAGGCAUUGUUGAUAUGAUGCACAGAGCCCUCAGAGAGCCAGAGGUGAAAUCUGUGGUAAUCUGUGGCCAGGAUGGGAAAUUCUGUGGAGGAGCAGACAUCAGAGAGUUUGGAGCUAAAAUGAGCGGCCCUCCUCUGGUGCCAAUGAUCCAUAUGAUCGAGGCAGCAGCCAAACCAGUGGUGGCAGCCAUCGAAGGGGUCGCUUUAGGCGGAGGCCUGGAGUUAGCGCUCAGUUGUCACUAUCGUAUCGCGCACUCUAAGGCCAGACUUGGACUUCCAGAAGUGACUUUGGGUCUGCUGCCGGGUGCAGGAGGAACUCAGCGUCUCCCGAGGCUCAUUGGUGUCCCGGCUGCCUUGGAGCUCAUCACUACUGGCCGCCAUGUGACUGCGGCGGAGGCUCUGCAGCUUGGAAUAGUUGAUGAGGUGACGGAUCAAAAUGCUGUCGAUGCAGCUGUGAAGUUUGCUCAAAGCGUUGAAGGUAAAUCUCUGGAUGCCCGUCGAAUCGGUACGUUUCCAUGCCCACGCCCCCCUGAUUUGGAUGCAGUCUUUGAAAAAGUGAUGAAAGAGGUGCGGCGGAGCGCCCGCGGAGCCAUAGCACCUGUUACCUGUGUCCAGGCAGUUCACGCUGCUGUCACUCUGCCCUACGCUAAGGGGAUGGAGCGAGAGAGGGAGCUAUUUUCCACACUCUUCACCUCAGGCCAGGCCCGUGCUCUGCAGUACUACUUCUUUGCCCAGAGAGCUGUCAGCAGGUGGAGCACGCCCAGUGGUGCCCGCUGGGACACCAGCAAGCCCAGGCCUGUCCGUAAAGCCGCUGUUAUCGGGCUUGGCACCAUGGGACGAGGUAUAAGUGUGUCCCUGGCUCAGGCAGGGUUCUCUGUGGUUGCCGUGGAAACCCAGGAGAAGCAGCUGUUGGAGGCCAAGCAGGCAGUAUCUGGCAUGUUGGAGCGUGACGCCAAGAGGCGAGGGGCGCCCCUGGCACACGGUAAUAUCAAAUACAGCUGCAGCCUUAAGGCUGCAGCAGAUGUUGACCUCGUCAUCGAAGCUGUGUUUGAGGACAUGGCUCUGAAGAAAGCCAUUUUUAGGCAGCUGUCGGCCAUAUGCAAACCAGGAACAUUUCUGUGCUCAAACACCUCCGCGCUGGACAUAGACGAGCUGGCUUCUCAAACCCAGAGCCCAGAGCUGGUGGUUGGGAUGCAUUUCUUCGCUCCGGCUCAUGUCAUGAAGCUGCUGGAGGUGGUGUAUGGGCCACGUUCCUCUCCUGAAGCUGUGGCCACGGCCAUGCAGAUGGGGAAGAAAAUAGGAAAAGUGAGUGUUGCAGUUGGAAACUGUCGGGGCUUUGUAGGGAACCGAAUGCUGAAGCCUUAUUUGGAGCAAGCUUUCUUCUUGUUGGAAGAAGGAGCCACACCUGAGCAGGUGGAUCAGGUGUUGGAAGAGUUUGGGUUUCCUAUGGGUGUAUUCAAGGUGUCUGACCUCUCUGGGUUGGAUGUUGGGUGGAAAAUCAGGAAAGCAGAUGGUUUAGUUGUGCCUGACUCUACAGGAAAGUCUGCUAGAAUCCAGGGAGGCAGGAGGUACAGUCCUUUGGGAGACCUGCUCUGUGAGCAGGGAAGGUUUGGUCAGAAAACGGGCAGAGGGUGGUAUCAGUACGACAAACCUGGUGGUCGUGUGGCUAAAUCCGACCCUUGGCUGCACAGAUUUCUGGAGGAGUACAGAGCCCGGCAUGGCUUGGUAGCACGCCGCAUAGAUCAGCAGGAAGUGCUGGAGCGCUGCCUCUAUGCCUUGAUUAAUGAGGGCUUCCAAAUUCUCCAGGAUGGAAUAGCUGCAGGACCUGAAGACAUCGAUGUCAUCUAUGUGCUUGGGUAUGGCUGGCCCCGCCACCGCGGGGGUCCCAUGUUCUUCGCUGACAUGGUGGGCCUGGACAAAGUUUUGGACAGGCUGGAACGCUACCACCAGCUGCACCCUGAUGUUCCAGGCCUGAAGCCCUGCAGCCUGCUCAGAAAGCUGGCUGCCGGCGGCUGCCCACCGAUCCACAGAUGGAGGGAGGUCAUCCAGAAACCCCACAGCCAGCUUUAAACUUCAGCUCACCUACAAUGUGUGAGCUAAUUCCUCUAAUCAGAAAUGCUAAUUAACCAAAUGAUUGUAAAUCUACUUUGCAUUUAGCUUUAAGAAACUGCAUUAAACUAAAUCAUAUUACGUAAAUUAUUUUCAUCAUGUUUGUAAAUGUAAGGGUAGCAACUGUUGAAAGAGGGCAUUCUAUACUUGUAAAAGCCAAUUUUUUGUUGCAAUUAAUGUUUAAUAGCUUAAUGCCAUUUUAAUAUCAUACAAAGCUUGCUUGUAUUUAGUAAUACGAUUUCAUUUAUAAAAGGGAAAACACUCUUCAAAACAACCAGUCUCUAAGUGUAAUUUGCUUUUUUUUUAAAUUAUUUUAAGAACACACAGUCGCAACUCAUGCAGAAUUACAUCCCAACUUUGUCUAGGCCGUUGAAACCUUCAUUUUGUUGUUUUUCAUACCUGUCCUCCACUAUAUACAAAAUCGGCCUUAACUUAAAGACAUGAAUUGGUCGACCAUUUACAGCAAAGAUUUCUGGUGGAGAGAGAAAUUCACAGUUUGAUUGAAAUACGGCAAAUUGUCCUCAGCCUCAUGAAGGAAGUAGACUCAGAAAACCAAACCUCCAACAAAUUAAGUAUAUGUAUGAUUCUUUAAUGUGUUUUUUGUACCUUUCUGCUGUUCAGCCUGUACUGGGUCAUUUAGCUCAUUUAGUAAUCCAUUCCAGUUGUGUAGAUGUGAUUAACUUUGAUUGUCUUUUCUAAAAUUACUUUCGAUUGCACCAUGAUGUCUUCCAUGGAAAUUAUUAAAACUCGAUGCUCGCUUUGUUUAAGCUGCACUCAUAUUUAACAAAUAAAUAGGUGUAUUUUGUGCACAGUAGGACUAGAUUUGAUAAAAUGUAUAAACGUCAUAGAUAAUCUUGCAGAUAUUUGAUCUUGAUCAGGUUUGCAAUAUCAGAAUAAGAGCUUAAUAUAUGCUUUACUUUGAUUUGAAAACCUGAUGAACCCUUUAGAAAAAAAAAAGAUCUGGAAUGCGGUACUUAUUGCAGUUCUGACUGCAAGAACAAA
Cyprinodon tularosa is the source of this 3285-nucleotide messenger RNA. RefSeq names its product enoyl-CoA, hydratase/3-hydroxyacyl CoA dehydrogenase (gene ehhadh). NCBI's taxonomy places the organism in Eukaryota, Metazoa, Chordata, Actinopteri, Cyprinodontiformes, Cyprinodontidae. The coding region runs from base 88 to 2244 and encodes 718 amino acids. The transcript is spliced from 7 exons. Gene Ontology annotation, biological process: fatty acid beta-oxidation. The record is from RefSeq and is a predicted model, not a curated record. Gene Ontology annotation, cellular component: peroxisome. Gene Ontology annotation, molecular function: (3S)-3-hydroxyacyl-CoA dehydrogenase (NAD+) activity; NAD+ binding.